This is a messenger RNA of Komagataella phaffii GS115, 1659 nucleotides long. Its product is annotated as Vacuolar aminopeptidase. NCBI's taxonomy places the organism in Eukaryota, Fungi, Ascomycota, Pichiomycetes, Pichiales, Pichiaceae. Gene Ontology annotation, biological process: proteolysis. Gene Ontology annotation, cellular component: fungal-type vacuole. The record is from RefSeq and is a predicted model, not a curated record. Bases 1 to 1659 code for a protein of 552 amino acids. Gene Ontology annotation, molecular function: zinc ion binding; metalloaminopeptidase activity. The transcript has a single exon.
AUGACAGAUACCAAGGAGUUAGCCACGUUGCUGGAGAACUUGUUGAAAUUGCAAAAAUCAGGAAGUCUUGGUGAAAUUGUGGGUCAAGCACAGCGCAUUUAUCAUGACAUUUCUGACCUCUCAGUCCUAUCUGGAUUAUCAACCCCAGAAGUGCUCUCUCCUCACACAUCUCCAGAUGUCCCCGAGAGAGUUCCAUCUGAAGUCAACUUAGACAAUUCCAAUCUGGCAACUGAUGUCAACGAAAAGGAGAAGUAUUUUGACGAUUUUGCAAAUGACUACAUCGAGUUUACCUACAAGAACCCCACCACCUACCAUUUGGUGCAAUCUGUGGCGGAAUUGUUGAAGAAAAGCGGAUUCGAAUAUCUUCCUGAAGCAGCUGACUGGUCCAAAUUAUUCGACCCUGAAAAGACGGGAGCGUAUUUCACAAUCCGGAAUGGAACCUCUUUAGCUGCCUUCACAAUUGGUAGUUUCUGGUCCCCAGCCAAGGGAGUAGGAGCUAUCGGAAGUCACAUCGAUGCUCUCACAACUAAGCUGAAGCCAGUCUCCAAUAAGAGUAAGGUUGAUGGCUACGAGUUGUUGGGAGUUUCCCCCUAUGCUGGUGCUUUGUCUGACGUCUGGUGGGAUAGAGAUUUGGGUAUUGGUGGAAGAGUAAUUUACAAAAAUGAAUCUUCCGGCAAGCUUUCCACCACUUUGGUUAACAGUACACCUCAUCCUGUUGCUCAUAUUCCAACUUUGGCCCCUCAUUUUGGUACUCCCUCCAACGGUCCAUUCAACAAGGAAACCCAAGCAGUUCCCGUUGUAGGAUUUUCUGACGGAAACGACGAGGAGAAACCCACUGAGGAUGAACAAAAGUCUCCUUUGAUUGGUAAGCAUUCUUUAAAACUACUCCGCUACAUAUCUAAGCUAGCAGGAGUGCCAGUGUCCUCCUUGAUUGAUUUCGAUUUGGACAUAUUCGAUGUCCAAAAAGGUACUAGGGGCGGUCUUUCCAAUGAGUUCAUUUACGCCCCAAGAGUGGAUGAUCGUAUUUGUUCUUACUCUGCUCUACAAGCGCUUAUCAGACGUCACAAGGAUCCCGAAUCCUUUGUCACAGACGACUCUUUCAAUCUUGUUGCCCUUUAUGACAACGAGGAGAUCGGAUCUCUCUCCAGACAGGGAGCCAAGGGUGGUCUACUUGAGUCGACCAUUUCCAGAGCAAUCGCUGCAUUGAAAAUUUCAGAGCCAGGGACUCUGCAAAGACUAUAUGCAAAUUCAGUGAUUCUUUCUGCAGAUGUCACACAUUUGUUAAAUCCCAAUUUCACCGAAGUGUACUUGGAGCACCACAAGCCACUGCCAAACACAGGGAUUGCACUUGCGCUGGAUUCGAAUGGCCAUAUGGCCACAGAUUUGUUAGGCAAGGUCGUUGUUGAGCAGCUGGCUAAACUCAAUGAUGAUAAAGUGCAGUACUUCCAGAUUCGGAACGAUUCAAGGUCUGGAGGGACCAUUGGACCCAGUAUUUCCAGUAGUACUGGCGCUAGAACCAUUGAUCUUGGAAUUCCCCAAUUGUCCAUGCACAGUAUUCGUGCUACCGUGGGAUACAAAGAUGUUGGCCUCGCUGUCAAGUUUUUCCAAGGGUUCUUUAAAAAUUGGAGAAAAGUUGUCGACGGCAUUGAAGAGUUUUAA